AAUAAACCAGAGAGAGCGGACUUUUAAGGACAGUCUUACACAGACAGAGCAUAGAAAUCCUUCCUGUCGUUUUCACCCAGUUUGUCUUUACCAAUAUUUUGAGGCUUCGGUCUGCUCUUCCACCAGCCCAGCGUGACCCGCCUGCAGAGCAAGCUGCUAGCAACACACCGCUUGUUUCAGGCUGCUCUCGGCCCCGGGAAACUGACUAAUAGAGGAAGCCCCGUUUCUCUUGACCCGCGGCGCGAGUUUGGAGGGGACCCCACCUCGGGAGCUGCCUACUGGUCGACCGCGGUUGCAGUCAGGAUUGCAGAUUUGCAGUCAAUACUGGCGUCGUUGACUUUAGACCACAAACCCAGACCCAAGGCUUCCUAACCGGGGCGAGGAUCGGUGUCGCAGCUUCUGUCAGUAGCGAGAAGCGUCCUUGAGCAGGGAGGGUUGCGUAUUGCUUCUUUAUCAAUUGCCGAAAGCAGUAGCAUAUCGCCACCCUGGGGAAUGGAAACCGAUAGAAAUCCUUGGCAGAUGCCCGUUGACAACAGGAGUCAAGGUUCAUCUUUCUGAUGGAUGAAGAAGCUGAAAAGUGCUAAGGUCGUCUGCUAGAAAGACCCAAGCUCCCUCCAACCAGACGCACUGUUCACCUUGAAGAGUUGGAGAUGAGGAGCAGAAGCAAUUCUGGAGUCCGUUUGGAUGGCUAUGCUCGGCUGGUUCAACAGACCAUUUUGAGUCUUCAGAACCCAGUUACAGGAUUGCUGUCUGCCAGCACAGAGCAAAAGGAUGCUUGGGUCCGAGACAACAUCUAUAGCAUUUUGGCUGUGUGGGGCUUGGGAAUGGCCUAUAGGAAGAAUGCAGACCGGGAUGAAGAUAAAGCCAAAGCUUAUGAACUAGAACAAAACGUUGUAAAACUGAUGAGGGGACUUCUGCAAUGCAUGAUGAGACAGGUAGACAAGGUUGAGAAGUUCAAGCACACACAGAGUACCCAAGACUGCCUGCAUGCCAAAUAUAACACUGCCACCUGUGGUACUGUGGUGGCCGAUAAUGAAUGGGGGCAUCUGCAAGUAGAUGCAACUUCACUUUAUCUUCUCUUCCUGGCUCAGAUGACAGCCUCUGGACUGCGUAUUGUGUUCACUCUUGAUGAAGUUUCAUUUAUACAGAACCUUGUGUUUUACAUAGAGGCUGCAUACAAAGUUGCUGAUUAUGGCAUGUGGGAACGUGGUGAUAAAACCAAUCAGGGCAUUCCUGAACUAAAUGCAAGUUCCGUAGGAAUGGCUAAAGCUGCAUUGGAAGCAAUUGACGAAUUGGAUCUUUUUGGAGCUGGAGGAGGAAACAAGUCAGUAAUUCAUGUUCUUCCAGAUGAAGUUGAACAUUGUCAGUCUAUUCUAUACUCCAUGUUGCCGAGGGCAUCCACAUCAAAAGAGAUCGAUGCCGGUUUGUUGUCCAUCAUUUCUUAUCCAGCCUUUGCUGUAGAGGACAUGAACAUUGUUAAUGCAACUAAAAAUGAAAUUAUCACCAAGCUCCAGGGGCGAUAUGGCUGCUGUCGAUUUCUUCGAGAUGGUUAUAAAACUCCAAGAGAGGAUCCAAGUCGAUUACACUACGAUCCCGCUGAGCUCAAAUUGUUUGAGAACAUAGAAUGCGAGUGGCCUGUAUUCUGGACAUAUUUCCUCAUUGACGGUGUGUUUAAUGGUGACAGAAUUCAGGUACAAGAGUACAGAGAAGCCUUGGAGGGAAUACUAAUAAGAAGGAAAAAUGGGAUUCUCCUGAUGCCAGAACUGUAUGCUGUUCCUCUAGAUAAGGUGAAUGAAGAGUAUGAGAACCCUCACACAGUGGACCGUGUUCCAACUGGGAAGCUACCUCAUCUCUGGGGCCAAUCAUUGUACAUCCUCAGUGCCCUCUUGGCAGAGGGUUUUCUGGCUGUUGGAGAAAUUGAUCCUUUAAAUAGGAGGUUUUCAACUGCUUUUAAACCUGAUGUUGUUGUUCAAGUAACUGUCCUCGCAGAAUCCAAUGAAAUUAAGAAACUGUUGAGACAUCAUGGACUCAAUGUUCAGAGUAUCGCUGACAUUAAUCCGGUCAGGGUGCAUCCAGCACGGAUCCUGAGCCACCUGUAUGCCAAGCUUGGCCAUAAUAAACACAUGAAAUUGAGUGGGAGACCUUACCGACAUAUUGGUGUCCUGGGAACAUCCAAGCUUUAUGUUAUAAGAAAUCAAAUAUUUGCUUUUACUCCUCAGUUUACAGAUCAGCAUCACUUCUAUUUGGCUUUAGACAAUCGGAUGGUUGUGGAGAUGCUUCGAACAGAACUGGCUUAUCUUACCUCCUGUUGGAGAAUGACUGGGAGACCAACUCUUACGUUUCCAAUUACCAACACAAUGCUCAUUAAUGAUGGAUCUGACAUUGAUCCAGCAAUUCUUGCCACCGUACGAAAACUUGGGGAUGGAUACUUUGGAGGAGCUAGGGUGAAGUUGGGUAAACUUUCAGAUUUUCUUACUACUUCGUUCUAUACAAACCUAAGCUUCCUGGACCCAGAUUGUGAUACAAAACUGUUUGAUGAUUUGAAUGAAGGCUAUUCUAGUCCUGAAAGUGGCUAUGAACUAGAAGAUUAUACAGACUUUGGUGACAAAGAAAGCCAGGACGAACUGGAUCAGUAUAUACACAGUAUGUCACAGAGUACAGCUCUUAAAUCCUAUCUGCCUCCAAUCUCAAAAACCUCCAGUUCACCCCAUGUAUUUAGUGCUGCUCAUUCCACCAGAGAAAUACUAUCAAUCAUGGCCAAGGCAAAAGGCUUGGAGCUUCCAAGUGUUUCAAUGUCUUUGCCUACAAAGGUUUUAAACACACACCGGAAAUCAUUGAACCUUGUUGACUCCCCGAAUCCAGUGAUGGACAAACAGGAGCCGGAGGAGGUUCUUCACUUGCCCAAAGAUGAUCAUGGUGAUUUGGAUUGUGAGAAGUUAGUUGGGCAGCUCAAGGAAUGUCCAAGUUUACAUGACCAGGCAGACAUACUAUACAUCUUGUAUCUAAUAAAAGGCCUUGACUGGGAAACACGGCUCUAUGGCCAAUGUGGAAUCACUGUUCAUUGUCUUCUGAGUGAGCUCUACAGCAAAGCAGGCCUGAAUCAAGAAUGGGGCUUGAUCCGCUACAUCUCUGGCAUACUCAGGAAACGGGUGGAGGUCUUGGCUGAGGCGUGCACAGACCUUUUGUCACACCAGAAGCAACUUACAGUGGGUCUGCCCCCUGAGCCACGUGAAAAAACAAUCACAGCUCCUUUGCCACCUGAACAGCUUACUCAGCUUAUCUAUGAAGCCAGCGGAGAAGACAUUAGCAUUGCUGUUCUUACUCAGGAAAUAAUGGUGUAUUUGGCCAUGUAUGUCCGAUCACAGCCCAGUCUCUUUGCAGAGAUGCUCAGACUUCGUAUUGGUCUCAUCAUUCAAGUGAUGGCCACAGAACUGGCUCGCAGUUUGAAUUGUUCUGGUGAAGAAGCCUCAGAAAGCUUAAUGAAUCUAAGUCCAUUUGAUAUGAAGAAUCUCCUUCACCAUAUUCUCAGUGGGAAAGAAUUUGGAGUCGAAAGAAGCAUGCGUCCUCUUGAUUCUUCCACAUCAAGCCCGGCCAUAUCUAUUCAUGAAGUGGGCCAUACAGGAGCAACUAAAACAGAGAGAAGCGGCAUUACGAGGCUGAAGAGCGAGAUGAAGCAGUUCCACGAAAUAAGACUGAACUUUGUUUCCUGUGGAGAAGUCAGCUUCCCACUAGAGGGCACCAUUAACAUGCUGUCAUUGUACAAGAUUUCUUUAAGAGUCAAAAUAAAUUCAAAGUGGAAGAUCUGUGAGUGGCUCUCCCCUUAUUUAUUUAUUUUUAAAGAACAGCAGCUGUUGGGGCUGGAGGGGAGUCUUCUGAUUUUAACAGCAGCAACAUAGGAUAGGGCUGUCUAAACUUUUUCAUUGCACCUUCUUCCUGAUCUAAAGAUGUGAGUAAACCCUCAGCAGAAAAAAUGCAGUAUGAGUUGAAUUUGGCAUCCCCCUUCAGGUUUAUGGUUUCAACAUUCCUAUAGAAUGUACUGUGACAUUGCCAUUUUGUUUGAAUCAGGUUAUGCACCUAUAAUCUGUCUUGGGUACACAUGAUCAGAAAGUAGAAGUUUUCAGUAGGACAAUUUUAUCACUUUCUGUUUUAUUCCCAUAAUUUCCAUUACCAUGAGAAAUAACCAAAGGGAGAAAGUAGUGCUGUCUUUUUAAAAAGAGAGUGGCACUUUCUCCCAUUGAAGUCAUGUACUUAGAAGAGUGCAUCUCUGUGUAGGAUGGCAAGUGUUGGAAAGUGUGCAAAGGGGGAAUGGGAAACUUGGAAAGGUCUUCUGGGUUUGCAUCCUUGCAACCUGACAUUGGUACCAAAAUGGGAUCUGUAAAAUUAAAUAGAUUGGUAUAAAGCAUGAUUUUGAAACAUCAGUUUGUAUAUCAUAAGUUGUAUCUUGUAUAGUGUCCAGAAGCUUGAGGUGCUUCCACAAUUUUCCCUAAUUCGAACUGGAGUUCUGAAUUAACUGGGCUUUUGAUGAAGUGAAACCUAUUCAUUAGAUUCCCUCCAUUUUUAUUUCUGAAUUUUGAUCAGAGGGCAAUGCACGUUCAGCUUGCAGGAACUCUAAGUUCCUUCAUUUGUUUGGGUCACCUUCCCAAGUUAUCAGUGCACAUCUGUUAAUCUAAUGCACAGGAGUAUAUGUGCAGACUAAUAAAACACUGUAUCAAAGGGAAAAAACCUUGAUGCAACCAUACAUAUGUUCAUAGCAAAAUUACCUUUUUAUACUGUUUUAUCAAUGUAUCCUUGCAAGAGGUGGGGAAUGGGGAAAAUCAAAAGCUGCAGGAAGUUGCAGAAUUAAUUUAGAAAUUCUCCUAGUUGAAGUGGAAUUAAGGGGAUAUGGUAAAGGAACAGCAGCAGUAAAGGAGCAGAACGUGGAGAAUCCAUUCAGCCCUAGGAUAUAACCUAUUAUAUUCUGAUAGUUAAAGCUAAAAAUAAAGCAAUUCAGAAAAUGUUUUUCAUCAUGUUUGAAUGUUAUCUUAACCUUCUGCUUCUUAGCCUGUUCUGCAUUUUGAUCACCUGCAUGUUCUUGCUUUCUUAAAAUGGAAAUCACUAAGGUUAUGGUGCAUGUUGCAUGGGAAAUAGAAUCUGACAUUAGGCUAAAUGUGCUGCAUGUGUUAAAAAUUAUAUUUCCCUCAUUUGAUUGAAUUGGACCCUACCAGAGGAUGGAGGGGGCCCUUUCAACUCCCCUCCCAAUUAUCCAAGGGAUCACAGAACCCACACAACUUAGAAUGGGGAUUGAAGUGAGGAGGGGAUCUGGGAAAGGUUGCCCCUUCUACCUCUUGUGCCAGCAGAGAAUCUAACCCAUUGUUAUAAUUGCUUCCUGCUAUCUGAAAGCCAGUAAACAAAUUUUACAGAUUUGUAGAAAUGUCAAGGACAUUUUUCUUACAAAUACAGAUUGGGAAUGACUUUUCUAUCAAAAAAUUGUAUUCUGAUACAUGCAAACCAACUUAUUGAUAACCAGCAAACGGUAUAAAUUAAAUAUGGCAUCCCUGAUGCCAGCAAACUUGCAGAAUUGAGAGAGAAUUCAUAGCGGGAACCAUCCAAUGAAGGCUUCAGAACAUUUACAUUUUUUUAGUUUUGUUGUUCAUGUAUCUGUCAUUUCACUUGACUUUUCAGUU
Sphaerodactylus townsendi is the source of this 5663-nucleotide messenger RNA. It is a transcript of the gene PHKA2, whose product is annotated as phosphorylase kinase regulatory subunit alpha 2. NCBI's taxonomy places the organism in Eukaryota, Metazoa, Chordata, Lepidosauria, Squamata, Sphaerodactylidae. Gene Ontology annotation, biological process: glycogen metabolic process. The transcript has 29 exons. The record is from RefSeq and is a predicted model, not a curated record. Bases 651 to 3896 code for a protein of 1081 amino acids. Gene Ontology annotation, cellular component: phosphorylase kinase complex. Gene Ontology annotation, molecular function: calmodulin binding.